Messenger RNA from Guillardia theta CCMP2712, 330 nucleotides. RefSeq lists its product as hypothetical. The coding region runs from base 1 to 330 and encodes 109 amino acids. NCBI's taxonomy places the organism in Eukaryota, Cryptophyceae, Pyrenomonadales, Geminigeraceae. The record is from RefSeq and is a predicted model, not a curated record. The transcript is spliced from 3 exons.
AUGUUGAACUGCUCGAACGUGCACACUGAGCUCGCAGACACUAUGUUCGAGACCAGGAUGUGGGGCAGUUUCGAGCAUCGCAACCCGCACAACGUAGGAGAUGUGUCUUCAUUCUUUCGAAUGAGGGACGAGGAGCUGGUGGAUCUGCUUCAAAGAGAUUCAGGAUCGUGUGACUCCCUAGAUCAGUCGCAAGAUUGCUUCUCGUCGCAAAGUGCUCAGAGCGGGAGACCGAAAAAUCGUUGCCAUCACAUCGGAGGUUGCAACAAGCGAGCCAUCUUUGGCGAUGUUCGAGGGAAAGGACUGUUCUGCGCGGAGCACAGACACGAGUGA